AGAUUUGCAUUGUGGUCUGAAGUUAGUGAUAGCAGGAUGGCUUAGUGCCCGUGUCGUGGCUUGGUCUUGACAGUCUCCUAAGUUUCGUCCUUACUCAUUUGGAGUACAUCGGCCUAUGCGGCAUCGGGCAUUGCUCUCCUGCUUUCGUGAGCUUGGUUGCAAUCAAGUGAUAAGUUGAAUACCGUUUCUGUUUCAGGAAACCAUCAGGUAGCACAUUUGCCGGCUUCCUCGAGUUCCUCAGCUUCAUCUGAAUCCUCAUAUUGUUCCUCGUCCGUAACUCCCCUCUUCAAUCUCAUGGCUACACAACAGCCACCGCCGACCGAGCCGGGUCGGCUGGCAAAGCUAGUGGUCCCCACGCUCGAGAAAAUCAUUAAAAACGCAUCAUGGCGGAAACACCAGCGGCUCGUACAAGACUGCAAGGGCCUGAUAGAAUGGUUCGCUAAGAACCCUACUCCAGGCACGGAAUGGCAGCCUCCUGCUCAAGAUCCUCCCGGAUACGUGAAUCCCUUCGACGAAUCUGCUUCACGGGGAGGAUCUAGUCAUUCAGGAUCGUCUGGCGGGGCGUUUCCCGCUGGGUUGUUCGACGACGGUAACCGGGUGCUGAAGAUUAAAGACGCGGAGUUUAUCAUGGCGCCACUUCACACGGCCUGCGAGACGCUCGCGGCGAAGGUGGUGGAGCCGACGCUGGACUGCCUUCAGAAGAUGGUCGCGCAUCAGCAUCUGCGGGGAGAGAUGGACGUUGGCGGGACGACGCGCGAAAGCAAGCUGCUCACGCGGGUUAUGGAAUCCGUGUGCAAGUGCUACGACAUAGCGGACGAAGCGGUGGAGCUCCUAGUCCUAAAGACUAUGCUGUCAGCCGUUACCUCCACCUCGCUUCGCGUUCACGGCGAGUGCGUUCUUAAAGCCGUCCGCACCUGCUACAACAUUUACCUCGGUAGUAAGGUCCCCGUUAACCAGACCACAGCCAAGGCUUCCCUCACGCAGAUGCUCGUUAUAGUGUUUCGGCGAAUGGAAGCGGAUUCGUCGACGGUUCCGGUUCAGCCAAUCGUGGUCGCGGAUCUAAUGGAGCCCUCUGAUAGGCUAGCGUCGGAUCAGAACGUAACGCAGUUCGUACAGUCGUUUAUCACCAAGGUAGUGCAGGAUAUCGAGGUUGCUUUUAACCCGGCGCAUUCUCAGUCUCUCGACGAUGGCGCGUUUGACUUAGCCGUAACAGCCAGCGCCACCGGUGCUGCAGCAGCAGGAAGCCUAGUCGAGGAUAAGGACAUGCUAGAUGUUAAGUACUGGGACGUGAACAUGCUCGCAGGCGCAGUCACCGAUCCAACCAAGUCCCUAGGCGGCGGAGACGGAAAAGUAGUCACCGUGAAAGCCGGCGCGACCCUAGGCUCCGUGGCCACUGUUCCCGCGGGCUCCAGCGCAAAUGGCGGCGUAAAUCCCGCGGGAGCCAUGACGGAGGGCGGCGGAGUGAUCAUUCCCGACGUGGAUCCGGAGAAGGAGGGCGACUCGGAGGUGAAGAUAACGAACAAGCUGCGGCGAGACGCGUUCCUCGUGUUCCGCGCGCUGUGCAAGCUGUCCAUGAAGGCGCCCCCGGCGGAGGGGGUGGUGGACCCCUUCGCCGUGCGCGGCAAGGUGGUGUCGCUGGAGCUGCUGAAAAUCUGCCUCGAGAAUUCUGGCGCUGUCUUCCGCACCAACGAGAGGUUCGUGGGCGCAGUGAAGCAGUACCUGUGCCUGUCGCUGCUCAAGAACUGCACCUCGUCGCUCAUGUCCGUCUUCCAGCUCUCCUGCUCCAUCUUCUUCUCCCUCCUCACGCGCUUCCGCUCCGUCCUCAAGGCCGAGAUCGGCGUCUUCUUCCCCAUGAUCGUGCUGCGCGUGCUGGAGAACGUCGCCCACGCCAACUUCCAGCAGAAGAUGAUCGUGCUGAGGUUCCUGGAGAGGCUCUGCGUGGACCCGCAGAUCCUGGUGGAUAUCUUUGCCAACUACGACUGCGAUGUCGAGUCGACCGUCAGCAUCUUCGAAAGAAUGGUGAGCGGGCUGCUGAAGACAGCACAGGGAGUGCCCCCUGGGGCGGACUCCACGCUGAACGCAGCCCAGGACCAGCAGCUGCGGCUGGCCGCCAUCAAGUGCAUGGUGGGCGUGCUGCGCUCCAUGGGCUCCUGGACCAACCGCCAGCUCUGCGUCACCGCAGGGCCCAAGGUGGCCGCUGAGAUCGGCGCCGCUGCUGCUGCUGCUGCAGCCGCCUCGGCAGCAGCAGCGGCAGCGGCGGCAGCGGCAGCAUCGGCUGCAGGGGAAGGGGGGGCUGCGGCUCCUGUGGCUGUGCCGGAUCUACUGUCUGGGGAUCUGCUGCCGGAUUUUGUGAAUCCCAAGACUGCAGGGCUGCCUGUUGUGAGAUCAGAGGAGGGUUUGGAGGAGGAGGGGCUUGGAGGGGUGCCUGGGGCCGGGCAGCCGGGGGUGAACAGUGGGAAUGAGAUCUCCGAAGCUGCAAUUUUGGAGCAGAGGCGCGCGUAUAAGCUGGAGUUGCAGGAGGGGAUAAACCUGUUCAAUAAGAAGCCUAAAAAGGGGAUAGAUUUCCUGAUAAAGGCGAAGAAGCUCGGGGAAGGGGCGGAGGAGAUAGUGGCGUUUCUGCGGAAGACGGAGGGGCUGGAUAAGACGAUGAUUGGUGACUUUCUGGGGGACAGGGACGACAUGAGCAUCAAGAUCAUGCACGCUUACAUGGAUUCGUACAACCUCUCUGGAAUGGAUUUCGAUGAGGCGAUUCGAUCGGUGCUGCUGGGCUUCCGGCUGCCGGGAGAGGCGCAGAAGAUUGAUCGCAUCAUGGAGAAGUUUGCAGAGCGCUACUGCCGCUGCAACCCCAAGGCGUUCACGAGCGCAGACACUGCAUACGUGCUGGCGUACUCUGUCAUCAUGCUCAACACGGACGCGCACAACCCAGGCGUCAAGAGCAAGAUGAGCAAAGCGGACUUCCUAAAAAACAACCGAGGCAUCGACGAUGGCAAGGACAUUCCCGAGGAGUUCCUGGGCGGGCUGUACGACCGCAUCACGCGCAACGAGAUCAAGAUGAAGCCCGAGCUCCUGGGGGCGGGCGGGGCGGCGGCCAAGGCUGCUGCUGCGAGUAGUGCGGCGGGCGGCGCGCUGCUGGGGCUGGAGAGCAUUCUGAACCUCAUGUCGGGGCGCACGCGGGCCACCACAGACCUGGAGACGAGCGACGAGGUGGUGAGGCACAUGCAGGAGCAGUUCCGCGCCAAGGCGGGGAAAUCAGGAUCUGUGUUCUACGCCGCCUCGGACGUGCAGAUCAUCCGCCCCAUGGUGGACGUGGUGUGGGCGCCCAUGCUGGCAGCGUUCUCAGUGCCCCUGGAGACGACGGAGGAGGAGACAGUCACAGAGCAGUGCCUGGAGGGGUUCCGAUAUGCCGUGCACGUGACUGCUGUUAUUGGCAUGCAGAUGCAGCGCGAUGCGUUUGUGACAUCUCUGGCCAAGUUCACAUCGCUGCACUCUGCAGCAGACAUCAAGCAGAAGAACGUGGACGCAAUUAAGAGCCUGCUGCUGGUAGCAGAGGACGAUGGGAACUAUCUCCAGGAGGCAUGGGAGCACGUGCUCACCUGUGUGUCGCGCUACGAGCACCUGCACCUCAUUGGGGAGGGCGCCCCCACCGACAGCCACUUCUUCUCCGCAGCACCGCAGCUGCCCCCCCUCCCACAGCAGAACCGCCCGCAGCCCCUGGAUCCCCAAGGGAAGAGGGGGGGGGGGAGAGGGAGGGAGACGGCGGGGGGAGUGCAGAGGGGGAGCGCGGGGGACGCUGGGACGCCGAAGGGGCAGGCGAAGAGGUUUGGCGAGGGAGGGGAGGCUCCUGCUUGGAAGAAUCUGCCCGGCAAAAUGACCCAGGUGGAGAAGCUGGUGCGCCGAGGCUCGUACGACCCGCAGGGGGUGAUCAGUGGAGGGCCCACAGGCGUGGGCGUGGGCGUGUCUCUCUCGCAUCUCUCCCCCGAUCAGGUGCAGCUGCUGGUGGCUAACCUGGGUCUGUUGGAGCAGGUGGGGUCGGACGAGGUCUCUCGCCUGUUCUCCCGCAGCGAGCGCCUCAACGGGCAGGCGAUUGUGGAGUUCGUUAAAGCCCUCUGCAAGGUUUCAUUGGAGGAGCUCCGUUCGCCCACUGAACCCCGCGUCUUCUCCCUCACGAAGAUUGUCGAGAUUGCCCAUUUCAACAUGAGUCGCAUCCGCCUGGUCUGGUCUCGCAUCUGGGCCGUCCUGGCAGACUACUUCGUAACGGUGGGGUGCAUGCCGAACCUCUCGGUCGCCAUGUACGCCAUCGACAGCCUGCGGCAGCUCGCCAUGAAGUUCCUGGAGAGGGAGGAGCUCAGCAAUUACAACUUCCAGAACGAGUUCCUCAAGCCGUUUGUGGUGGUGAUGAGGAGGACGGCCAGCGUGGAGAUCCGGGAGCUGAUUAUUCGAUGCGUGUCGCAGAUGGUGUUUGCACGCGUGGCGAAUGUCAAGUCCGGCUGGAAGAUCAUGUUCAUGGUGUUCACCACGGCAGCAACAGACGACAACAAGAACAUUGUUCUCCUCGCAUUCGAGACCAUAGAAAAGGUCGUGCGAGAGUACUUCCCCUACAUCACCGAAACAGAAACCACCACCUUCACAGACUGCGUCAACUGCCUCAUCGCCUUCACCAACUCGCGCUUCAAUAAAGACGUCUCCCUUAACGCCAUAGCCUUCCUGCGCUUCUGUGCGCUCAAGCUGGCCGAAGGGGAUCUGGGGGCAACGGCACUGGAGAGGGAGAAGGGGCUGAUCCCCGCCAAUGCGUCACACAUGCCGGGGCACCCAGAUGGCGAGGAGUUUACGGAUAAGGACGACCACCUCUACUUCUGGUUCCCUCUCCUUGCUGGCCUGUCGGAGCUCACCUUUGACCCGCGUCCAGACAUCAGGAAAAGCGCAUUGGAAGUCCUCUUUGACACGCUGCGCUUCCACGGCCACAUGUUCUCCGCUGCGCUCUGGGAGCGCGUCUUCGAGUCCGUCCUCUUCCCCAUCUUCGACUACGUUCGCCGCGCCUCCGAGCCGCAAUACGGUGAUGCUGGUGGGGUGAUGCUAGGAGGAAAAAGAGGCGGAGGAGGGGGAGGAGGAGGAGGUGGUGGAGGUGGUGAUGGAGGGGGUAAAGGUGGAAAAUCGGAGGCGGGAGGAGGAGCCGGGGGAGGGAAGGGAGCAGGGGAGGCAGGAGCGGCAGGUGUGCCCAUCCACAAGCAUUCGCACCAUAGAGGGGCGCCGCUCUCCCGCCACCCAUCCACGUCAGAGGAUGAGCGGCUCCGGGCGGCACGGAGCAGCAGUCCAGAUCCCGUAUCCGAGCUCGAGAUGGACGCGUGGCUGUAUGAAACGUGCACCUUAGCGCUUCAGCUUGUAGUGGAUCUUUUCGUGAAGUUCUAUGCUAAAGUGAGCCCGCUUCUAGGGAAGAUCCUGGCCCUGCUGACGUCAUUCAUCCGGAGGCCGCACCAGAGCCUCGCGGCGAUCGGGGUAGCGGCGUUUGUGAGGCUUAUGAGCAACGCGGGGGGGCUGUUUUCAGAGGAGAAGUGGGACGAGGUGCUGACUGCUCUCAAGGAAACGACGGGGACGACUCUCCCCGACCUAGCAGGCGUUGUGAAGGCAGCAGAUUUGGAGGAUGAGGAGGAGAGGGAGGUGGAGCGGCAGCAGCAGAUUCGAGAGGCCAGGAGGUUUGAUUUCACGAGGGACGAGGACGACGAUGAGAAGCAGCAGCAGCAGCAGCAGCUGGCUGCUGCUGUUGCAGAGGCUGUUGCUGCUGCUGCUGCUGCAGGUGCUGGUGGCGCUGGUGGCGCGGGUGGUGGGGAUGCGGAUGCAGGAGAGGAGGGGGGAGCAGUAGCCAAGAGGCCAAUGACCCUGGCAGAGGCAGUUGGGGAUGUGCGGUGCAAGAUAGCGGUGCAGCUGCUGCUGGUGCAGGCAAUGACGGAGAUAUUCAGCAUGCACGGUGCAUCCCUCUCCGCCCCGCACACGCUCGUCCUCCUCGACUCGCUCCACCUAGUCGGCACGCACGCCCACGCCAUCAACUCCGACCGCCUCCUGCGCUCGCGCCUCCAAGCCCUCCAUCUGGCCACUCAGAUGCCGGACCCUCCUUUGCUGAGGCUGGAGAGUGAGGCGCUGCACGCGUACCUGAGUCUGCUCCAGCGCCUGCCAAGGGAGAAGGCCCAGCUGGCGAAAGAAGUAGAUGUGGAGCUCAGGCUCGUGAUCCUCUGUGAAGAGGUGCUCCGGGUGUAUGUGGGCACAUCCCAGGGCAAGCUCACUUUGAUGACCGAUGACCCGAGAGGUGCAGACGCCCCACCCCUCCCUCCCAUACCUCUUGCCGUACCCCUCGGCUCGGCUCGGCGCCGGGAACUGGUGGCUCGGGCGCCACUAGUCGUGGCUACGCUGCAGGCGGUUACCGCUUUGAAGGAUGCGGCGUUCAAAAAGCACCUGGCAAGGUUCUUCCCGUUGCUGGCGGAUUUGGUAAGCAGUGAGCAUGGGUCGCCGGAGAUCCAGGUUGCUCUCAGCAAGAUGUUUUCGUCGAGGAUUGGCCCCAUUGUUUUCUCCGUAGCCGAGUGACUGCUUGAUGACGAUCUUACAACGGGCAUUAUUGUUGGCAUGUGAUGUGAGGCUAGUAUCACAAAUGGGGAGUGUACUAUCGGUACUAUGGAUUCAUUUACAUGGAGCUAUUUGCAUAUGAUAUUGCCAAGAACUUGGAUUCGCUUGAGACUGAAGGACUUUGUUGAGGUGCAGUUG
Closterium sp. NIES-67 is the source of this 6750-nucleotide messenger RNA. Lineage: Eukaryota; Viridiplantae; Streptophyta; Zygnematophyceae; Desmidiales; Closteriaceae. The record is from the annotation of a GenBank genome assembly.